Molecule: messenger RNA, 3240 nt
Organism: Alternaria arborescens
Lineage: Eukaryota; Fungi; Ascomycota; Dothideomycetes; Pleosporales; Pleosporaceae
Exons: 2
Coding region: 1-3240 (1079 amino acids)
Source: RefSeq, a predicted model, not a curated record
AUGCCCCCGCCUAUUCCCAUCCGCAGCCACCUACGAAAUGGAUCAGCAUAUCAGAAAAGGUUGCACGCUAUUCGUUCUAUAUCCACAAACUAUAAGGGCGCCCCAUCGUUUCCAUUUUCUCUGAAUCUCCUCGAAGAGUUUGAUCAUGAGUUGACGGAAACACAGAGUUUAGUCAGUGCAGUUCUGGACGGCAAGAACAUGAAUGACAAGAAAGAAUCUUCAUGCUGGGAUAGUGGGAAAAAGACCGAUACGACGACCGAGAGAAGGCAAACAGGUAAUACUCUGGGAGACAUGUGCUCCAGUGAAGUUGAGUCCAAAGUGAGCUACUGCGAUGGUUACCCAAAGAUAUUACGAUCAGAUCCAUUAAAGAUAUCCUCGACAGCUUCAACUAAUUAUAGUCGAAACGCUACGGGAGAUCCAAGUGAGGGGCUUUUCGGGCAAGUUGGGGUGCGGGAAUGCGUGCCUUCUCUACGAGGAAGUUACGACGGCACAACUUCUGUGACCCGCACGAACCACGCCAUCUGCUCCAACAACACAUUACCACCCUCCGACUACAGUGCCGAGAAGAUGGAUACAAAUGCGUCGGGUUGCCUCGCACAAGGGCUUCUCAGCCCUCGUUCUGAUGAGCCAGGCUCCCCUAGGCAGGCCACCAGCAAUUCUGAUCGCCCCUUCCCUUCGAGACAUGUCAAUCUCUCGCUCUUUCCACCAAUGUCUCCGUCGACUGGAAACAGAGAAUAUACACCACCAGGAAGCCCUUUCUCUCGGCCUAUAUGUCCAAUGUCUCCGUUGAGCAAUGGGAGGGAUGCUUAUGGCAAUUACAUAGCUUCGAACAAGCGGGACUAUUUGACGACACAUUCCCCACCAACAUCAUCUAUUAAACGGGUCGUAUCGGACAGUCAGGAAUACUCUGAACCGGAUAUCUCGUCACCUAUCGUACAUCUUCGUGGUGGAGGCUGGAACGACUCCAAAUCGUUCUGGAAGACAACUGACACCAAUGAGAUUGGUCAACCCUUUGGUUCUACUUCUUUACAAGAAUCUGUCGACAAGGAGGGUAUUCUUCGAGUUGUUUCUCCGAUCCACUAUAUUGAACUUCCGGAAAGUCGAGCACCGCAAAGUGUGCGAUCGCAGUUCCCGAUCAUUCGUGCUGGCAAGAUUGACAAGAUAACAGAAGAGACGCCAGGGAGAUCAUUUACCGUUGACACAAGGCGAGAUGGCCAACUCUUCAAAGAGAUAGGCACAAGGCAAGGCUCGGAUACUCCGGACUCUGAAGAUACGAACGAUAGCUCUAUCCGUAGGGCUUGUACCGAGGCAGUCUUUGAUCAGUAUUUUGGACCUCAAAUGUCUCUACCAAUAAGAGAUGGACCGCGGUCACCUCGAAUCGACAAAAUCUUGGCACCACCGAAUAUUCAAAGUGCGACGACAGGUGAGAAUGAGACGUGUCACUCCAUGAGCCCUUCGUAUCCAGUUGCGAGUAGAAAGUUCGCUUUAUGGAACAACGUGGAGUCAAAAGAACAUCAAGGUACUGAUGCUACACUGCGAAGUCAUGUGGUAAACCCAAGGGACAACAAGAGGUGGGCCAGAAAACGUCCUCCUCCGCCGCCUAUACUCCCAAUGCCAAACCCACCCAGAUGCCAGCGAGCCGAUUCAUCCGAAGCCGACGUGUUCGAAAGUUCUGACGAUGACAGUUGCCGAGCAUCAUCAUUGCUAUGUGAUGUGAACGUAAGACUACAAGAGGAACUGCGACGGCGAGAGCCUGAUCUGAGCACAACAGUGCUGGACGAUAGCUUUACUGCGGUCAUGAGACGCGAAUCAACCGACAGACGGCACGACCUAGAGCGUAUGGCAGUCUCGGGUGAGCGUCGCCCUUCUGGAUCACCUACGCCAUCGCGAUAUCUCCCUCGCUAUGGCCAUAUCACAGCUAAAGCUCAGGUUGCACCCCAACAGCGGAACGCGCAGUACCUUACCAUCGGCUACCCUUCUAUCGUAUCUACACCAGGAGUUGCUGAAUCAGCUCCUGUCAUAAGUCAGAGCCCUUUGCAGACAGUUCUUUCGAAAGCAGGGGAAAUCAGUCGUUCGAUUCUCGCUGCGCCUUCAGGCUCGAGAUACAAGACGUAUUCGAAACGGCAUCCUCUGAUGGAGUACCAAGAGAAGAAACCACCAGGAUUGGGAGCAGAUGCUACUGGAUGGCCCAGAAAUGGUAAAUCGUUCUCUACAGCGGCAAAAGGGAUGCUCAUAUCGACUCAAGUACCCCGCUCGGAGACGACUUUUGCUGGCGUUCAGCCACCGAGUAGCAGAGGUGGUCAGACACAGCGUGAUAACAGGGGCUGGGAGCACCCGAGAGGCAGAAGAGUAAACAAAGUCAAGGAAUCGAAGCACAAGCAAUGGGGUGGAAGGUGGGGAAGAAGGUUGAAAGAAAUUGCAAUUCCGGGAGACAUCGCACCUACAGGCCUGCGCGGAGGUGGAUCCUCCGCUACAUCAACUGCAGACACGAACCUUCACCCUACUCGGUUAAGAGGUGCGACACGGCUUCAACAUCCGGGGUUCGCUAGAAGCGGACCUCGUGCACGUUCAUUGUCACCUAAAGCGUCAACAGUUCUCCUUCCCGUGAGCCAACAACCGGAACAUACUUUCGCCAUUACCAGUGGUGCAGUAGGCGCGCCGCAAACACGGUUUGAUCUGCCAGACAGUGAAGGUAGAUGCUUCGUCCGCCGCGACGACGGAGAGGUACUCCCACUAAGCCCUACGCCCGGAUCCCCAUAUCAAGAUAGACUGAACACAUGCUACGAAUUCGAUAACCCAGAUGCUGCGACGCUGAAAUGGCUAGAAGGAAUACACGCACAGACUGAAGUAAUUGCCGAGCCUGUCGUCAAUAUGAGAGGGGGUGACGUUCUAUUUACGAUGGGAGAAGCAAGCAGUCUAUCAUCGCAUUAUCUCUCCCUAACCUCAGAGGCAAUGAGUUUAAACAGUGACAACGACACGAUCGAUGGCUCGAACAUAGACGCCUUGCUUGUGUCGACUACACAUCUCAACAUCGAUCAAAUCACCGACGUGGCCAUUACGCCAGCCAACGGCAUUAGCGAGGACGAUAUUGGACCCUACUUGUACGAAGCCAAUGUUCGGUAUAGUUUCAGUACUGACUCUACUAUUGAGCUUAGGCUGAAGAUGAAAGCUAAGAAGAAUAUAUGGCGGAAUGAAGACCAGGCUAGGGCGAUGGCGAUGGCUAUGCAUUCUAUUGGGUAG